Aspergillus nomiae NRRL 13137 is the source of this 654-nucleotide messenger RNA. RefSeq names its product HD domain-containing protein. Bases 1 to 654 code for a protein of 217 amino acids. The transcript has a single exon. Lineage: Eukaryota; Fungi; Ascomycota; Eurotiomycetes; Eurotiales; Aspergillaceae. The record is from RefSeq and is a predicted model, not a curated record.
AUGGCCUCGCACGACCCCUCGCACAACCCCCAACACGUGCACCGCGUCGUGUCAUUAGCCCAAAAAAUCCUCGCCCGCGAAACAGCCCGCGCGGCCUCAGUGUACGAUGCCGACGUGGUGCACCUCGCGGCGCUGCUGCAUGACAUCGGGGACCGGAAAUAUCUGUCGCAGGUAGCGGCCAUCUCGGCGUCUAUUCAGGGCCGUGCCGCAGAAGAAGAAGAGGCGGUGGAUCCGCAGCGGCUGGUGUAUUGUGUGCUUGUGGCGCAUGGGGCGGAUGAGGCCUUGGCGGAGAAGGUGCAGAUGAUUGUGUCGCAUGUGUCGUAUACGACGGAGAGGGCCAAGCCGGAGGAGGUGGGCAGGUUGAUUCGCGAGGGGUAUCCCGAGUUGGCGAUUGUGCAGGAUGCGGAUCGGUUGGAUGCUAUCGGGGCGGUGGGCAUUGGUCGGUGUUUUACUUUUCUGGGGGCGAAGGGGAAGAACUUCUGUCCUGAGGGGAUGUGGGUGAUGGAUAAUGCGAUUGAGCAUUUUGAGGAGAAGUUGGUGAGGCUGGAGAGUAUGAUGAAGACGGAGACUGGACGAGAGAUGGCCAGAGUGCGCACGGCGAGGUUGAAGGAGUUUCAAGAGUGGUGGGCUGUCGAAAUGAACGACGCCGCGUAG